AUGACCCGAACAUCCACGCCGCCUCCACGACCACCACCAGCACCAGCACCAGCGCCGGACGACCAGCACGAAACUCACCACCUCCCACCCUCUCUGCCCAAUUCACCUCUAGCCAAGCGUCUAAAGCCCGACACCGACACCGCCACCACAUCCGCCGUGAAAAUGUCGUCCACAUCAAACCGGGAAGAAUCUGUGGUUCCAGUCCCCAAACUGACGGCGACAUCCCACCCACCCCUCCUGAUCAAGAAACUGUCCGCCGACGCCACGACGCCGACACGCGGCUCGGCCUUCGCGGCCGGCUACGACCUGUACGCGUCGAAACCGACGACCAUCCCCGCGCGGGGCAAGGCUCUCGUGUCGACGGACCUCUCGAUCGCCACGCCCGAGGGCACGUACGGCCGGAUCGCGCCGCGGUCGGGCCUGGCGGCCAAGCAUUUCAUCGACACGGGCGCCGGGGUGAUCGACGCCGACUACCGCGGCGAGGUCAAGGUGUUGCUGUUCAACCACGCCGAGACGGAUUUUCGGGUCGACAAGGGCGACCGCAUCGCGCAGUUGGUGCUCGAACGCAUCUACACGCCCGAGAUUGUCGAGGUCGACAGUCUGGAGGAGAGUGUGCGUGGCGCGGGGGGGUUCGGGAGUACCGGUGUUGGUGUUGCCAACACCGGUGCAGCUUAG
Messenger RNA from Cladophialophora carrionii CBS 160.54, 675 nucleotides. RefSeq names its product deoxyuridine 5'-triphosphate nucleotidohydrolase. Gene Ontology annotation, molecular function: magnesium ion binding; dUTP diphosphatase activity. The record is from RefSeq and is a predicted model, not a curated record. Gene Ontology annotation, biological process: dUTP catabolic process; dUMP biosynthetic process. The transcript has a single exon. The coding region runs from base 1 to 675 and encodes 224 amino acids. NCBI's taxonomy places the organism in Eukaryota, Fungi, Ascomycota, Eurotiomycetes, Chaetothyriales, Herpotrichiellaceae.